GGGCUCGGCGACGAUGUCGCUGGAGUCGGAUCCGGGCCGGCGGCGGAGGUCCACGCACGACUGCCUGGACUUCCCCAAGGAUUUGGAACACAAGCCUGACCAUCACCGGCGAGGUUCUCUCUGCGACCGGCAUUGCGUUGCCGUUAACAGUGCCCAGGUAGAUCUGGGCGACCUGCACUCUGGAUCCCAUCCGCACGGCAUCCUCACCCCCAGGAUCGUGCCAGUGAUUUCAAACUCUUCCUUCUGCCCUCUGCACUCCGAGGAAGUGCAAACGUGCGAAACCUGCCUCACGAAAACCACCAUCACGGCUGAGAAUGAAGUGGAGGCACACAAGCUUUCCAACAACUACAUGUUUGGCUUUAAGAAGUGGAAGAGCCACGUGACAGCCAGACCUUGGGAAGACCGCUCUGAAAUUGUGAAAGAGCUCUACUCGGAUCUGAAUGUCAUUAAAAGCUCGGCAGGCAGGACUGUCACAUGUGGCAACCUCUCCUACGUGCUCUUCUUUGGAUGGUGGCUCUCCUUGCUCUACGUCCUGAUCUCUCUCGUGAUGUUCCUCACGGUGGUGGGGGCCCCAUAUGGAAAGCUGUGUUGGAAACUGGCCGGCUACUUCUUCUGGCCUUUUGGAAAAGCGAUUCAGAAGACCAAAGUUUACAGUCAAAACUGCCAUGUGAGGUUCAGCAACUACGACACCAUUGCGGAAGUGAACGAGAGCAAGGAGACGGCUCCGCUUCUCAUCCGAAAGGGGCCGGUUUGCAAGGACUCCUCCGUCUCUCACUGGUGGCGUGUGAGCACUUACGUCUGGCUCUUCAUGGGUUACCCAUUCCUCUGCCUGGCCCAUGGGCUAAUCUGCUCCAUCUCCUGGCUUUUGGUCUUCACCAUCCCCAUGGCCAAGAUGAACUAUCGUAUGAUCACCAGGAUCCUGCUGCUGCCCCCAGAGCGUGUCCAUGUGCAGCGCCUGCGGAAGACAGAGGUGCCCCUGGAUGCUGAAGUGGUUCUCUGCUGCUACCGCGCAGUUAAUGCUUACUACUACAAGUACGCCGUGGAUGGGAUCAACGUCUUUGCUGUCAAUCUGAUUCCCCUGGUGAUUGUGACUCUGAUUCUGGGUUAUGGCGAUAAACAUAACCAUUAUACCGACUCGGUCGUGAAGUUCACCUUGGCUCUGGUCUCCAUAAUGCCUCUGUCGUACUACAUAGGCAUGGCGAUUGCUAGUAUCUCCGCCCAGAGUAACUUCGCAGUGGGGGCUGUGGUGAACGCCACUUUUGGCUCCAUCACCGAACUGACAUUCUACAUUACGGCGCUCAUCAAAGGUGCUCGUGAAAAGAACAAGUGCUACGAAGAAAUCGUCAAGUCUGCUUUGACGGGGACCCUCAUAGGCUGCGUCCUUUUUAUCCCGGGCUUGUGCAUGGUGAUCGGAGGAACCCGGCACCAAGAGCAGAGGUUCAACAGCCGGUCUGCCGGGGUGAGCUCUGCCCUUCUCUUCUUGUCCGUAGGAGGUGUGUUUGCUCCCACCCUCUUCUCCAAAGUGUACGGGCGGCUCGUCUGUGGGGAGUGCCAGAACAUCACCCAAGAGGCAGCAGGGCACUACGUCUGCCAGAGCUGCCACUUUGACCUGAUGGAGAACAACGGUACUCUGUACUACAGCCAUGUCCAGCCCCUGGUGUACACGGUGUCCGUCCUGCUUCCAGUGGCGUAUCUCAUUGGGCUCUUCUUCACCCUGAAAACUCACUCCCACAUCUACGACAUCCACGUCAGUGACUGCCACAUGCCUGGGCAUCACCACCAUGCGGUGGUCCAUUGGUCCCGUUGCCGGGCCCUGAUCAUCCUCUUGGUGUCCACUUUGGGUAUGUCGGCCUGUGCUGACCUGGCCACGGAGCACAUCAGCCCCAUCCUAAGCAGCUCAACGGUGUCACAGUAUUUCAUCGGUGUGACAGUGCUUGCCAUGGUGCCGGAGCUUCCCGAGAUAGUCAACGGGAUCCAGUUUGCCUUGCAGAACAAUCUCAGCUUGAGCAUUGAAAUCGGGAGCUGCAUCGCAGUCCAGGUGUGCAUGUUGCAGAUACCCAUCCUGGUGCUUUUCACAGUCUUCUAUGCUACAGACUUCAUCCUUGUCUUCAGUGACCUCCACGUCUACGCCAGCAUGUUCAGCGUGGUACUCAUGAACUAUAUCUUUAUGGAUGGCAAAUGUGACUACUUCCAAGGCACAGUGUUGGUGAUGGUCUACUUCAUUCUCCUGGCGGUGUACUUCUUCGCUCCCUCGCCCGCGGGCUGCUAAAGCAAAGUUCUGCGGGCCUUCACCUUCAUACCAUCUUUUCCCCGCUCCACACCCUUUGGGAAGGCAGCUGCUCCUAUUCAUCAGCAGCUUUUCCUUCAAGAAGGAUUUCUCUCAGGGACUUGGCUCAGGCCUGGCUUUUUUAAAAACCGUGAAGCCCGCCUGCCUCUGUGGGAGGAAGGAAUUUCUGCCACCGUCUUGACCUUUGCAACUCUGCGUCCCACCCCUAUGCAUAUCAAUAUUUUAAAUGAAAGGUGGAGUUGGAAGUCAACAUCUCUGCUGGCAGAUUUCUCUGGCCCCAAGAAGGGAUCCUGAUGACGGAAAUGGAAAGCUCUUCUGCCGCACACAGUGUUCCUGAGGUCCAGAAAACUCUCACGUUGGCUGAUCUUUUUUAAAAAAAGACUGAUACAUAGCAAUGUGUUAACAAUGGCUACCUCACAUCCUUGUUGCUGCCGUUGACAAGGACUUCCAAGGAAGUCUUUAGAUUCUCAGCACCGUUAAGGAUGCUAUUUGAUGUGGUAUUGCAGUUUGCCAUUAAAAAGAAAUUUGUAUUGAU
This is a messenger RNA of Eublepharis macularius, 2822 nucleotides long. RefSeq lists its product as uncharacterized. The record is from RefSeq and is a predicted model, not a curated record. The transcript is spliced from 20 exons. Gene Ontology annotation, molecular function: calcium:proton antiporter activity. Bases 14 to 2269 code for a protein of 751 amino acids. NCBI's taxonomy places the organism in Eukaryota, Metazoa, Chordata, Lepidosauria, Squamata, Eublepharidae. Gene Ontology annotation, biological process: intracellular calcium ion homeostasis; calcium ion transmembrane transport. Gene Ontology annotation, cellular component: membrane; endomembrane system.